AUGAAAUCAUUGAACUUAAAACAAUCACAAAAUGAAGUAACUAAAUUUAAUAGAUUUAAAGAAGAAGAAAGUCCAACAUUAAUUCAAAAUGUUCAAACAAAUUUAGCAGAAGAAGUAAGCAAAGUUGCUGAACAAUUUAAAAAUCAAAAUAAAAGUACUACUGAAGGAGAAGAAGGUGUGUAUUCAUUUGGAUUUGAUGAAAAACAAUUAAAUAUGUUAAGUGAGUCAGAAGAAAUAGUAGAUCAACGAGUUGAGGAAAUAAAAAAAAAAUAA
Molecule: messenger RNA, 273 nt
Organism: Entamoeba dispar SAW760
Lineage: Eukaryota; Evosea; Mastigamoebida; Endamoebidae
Exons: 2
Coding region: 1-273 (90 amino acids)
Source: RefSeq, a predicted model, not a curated record